Molecule: messenger RNA, 1268 nt
Organism: Aspergillus japonicus CBS 114.51
Lineage: Eukaryota; Fungi; Ascomycota; Eurotiomycetes; Eurotiales; Aspergillaceae
Exons: 1
Coding region: 57-857 (266 amino acids)
Source: RefSeq, a predicted model, not a curated record
AUAUGAUCUUUUACUGUCCUUUCUCCUUCUCAGUAACCCAACGGGAGGGAGCUAGAAUGCGCCUGCUUCGCCGCUUGACAAUCCCACGGAAGCCCAUCGUCAAUCCCCGUUCUCAUGGCCCACACUUCCACCCCUGGUAUAACAUCCCCCAGACAGACACCAACCGCGUCACCAUCCCGAAAAGUCCUCCCCUCACGGAUGUUUCCCUAGACCUCCCGCCCGACCUUCUUCGUCGCAAUCAAGAGAACUACCUCACCUAUAUCUCCCGGCUUCUCCAGCGUUUCAAUAGCAGGACUUGGGGGUUCCCAAUCUUCCGAGCUUUCUCAACCUCCGCCAGCACCGCAGAGGUCAAGGAGAAGCUGUGGUCCGCCUACCUCCCCAACCUGUUCCGCGGGGUGUAUACAAGUUUCCGCGAGCAUGAAAAUUUCCGCGCUGGGCAAGCUCAGCUAAAUCCAAUUCACACCAAUGCACUGUUCCCCCGGUUCUACUGCCCAGUCAUCCAGCCCGACGUGCCCAUUCUGCACAGAAACGGGGAUGGUGGACCGGGAAUUGGUCCUGCAACCCGCGAUGCUAUCCGCAACCGCUUGGCAACAUGGGUCUCCAACACCACCGAAGAACGGGACGGGCCUGGUGCGGUAGCGAUGCGAGAUGCGGACACUCCGCAGUACCGGAUGUGCUUGAUUGUCGAUGAUUACUGUUUAGAACAAUUCCAGGCGGCGCAUACUGACGAAGAGCGCCACGGUGCUCCAAACAUCGUGCUGGAGCGGGAUUGGACGCUAGACAAGUAUCGGGGAUUCUACCGGGCGGAGUGGACGGAUGGAGAGACCCACAAGGAGCCGCCAGAUGAGCCCCAGUGAGGAGGAGUGGGAGCCCGAGGAUGAGAAUGUGCUCACGUUCUUUGAGGAGGUGGAAGGAUCGAGGGCGCCGCUGCUGGGCUGGAUGUAUGCGCGAUCGAAUUGCCUUGGUUCUCUGUACGCGACGAUCGAGGAGGAUAAGUAUCACUCGGCGUUUUAUCAUGCCUAUGCGCGACCUCCAGGCAUUUAUCCUGAUAAUUGCGAUGCUGCAUGGAAGUACCGGUGGUGAUUCUAUAAUCUCUGGGAGGGGGAUAGAAGAUAAUUGUUGGCACUCCUCCAUGAUAGUGGGCGCGAUGAGCAUGCUGGAGAUAUAGAUCGCGGCAUUGUCCGUUGCCGUGCGGACGUUUCGGUGCACUGGGGUAAACAAACCUCUGCAGCACUUGCUCAGGGUUGAGGGAGACCCGAAUAUACUAG